UCUCCAUUAUCACUUCCCUUUCAAGUCCUUUUUUUUUUUCCUUUUCCUAAUCAUCAACCACUGCAGAUUCCUUUCCUUUUAUUUGUUUAUUUUUUCCUUCUUUGAAAAUCUUAGACAAAAGGGUCAGGGUGAUAUUGAGUUCAUUGUUGUCAUGAUGUUGAAGGGUUGUCUUGCUUUUGGUUCAGGGGAAUUCAGUUUUUUUCAGAUUCCUGUUCAUGCAUGAUCAUCAUCAUCUUGUUAUUUUCUUGUUGGCCCUCUUUUGGUAUCUGGGGUUUCGAAGAAAAUUCUGAAUCUUUUUGUUAUCUGACACCAACACCAAUUUGGAUUUAAAAGACUGUAUCUUUCCUGGAACCACUCUGUUAUUCAGGUUUCAAAGAUUUUUUGAUGUGUAGUGAAAAGCAAGCUUCUGAUCAAAUGAUUUCCAGAGAUGGGGAUUAGAAAGCUGUGGUUAUUUAAGUUUCAGAGUGAUAGAUAUUUGGGGUAUGUGCUUAUACAAUUGUAACUGAACUGGGCUGGUUGCGAUUUUGUCAGCAAGAAUGUUGGUUAAAAGAGUGGUUUGAUUGUUUGGUGAGGGGAAUCUUAGAUGGACAUGCCCUCUAGUUGCAAGUAUCCAAUGUUCUUCGGCAGAAACUUGAAUUCUAUAACAUGUAAAGGUCUUGCUUUGAUUGUGAUUGCUCUGUUUCUUAGAGUUGUGCUGCUUCCUUCAUUCUCUGGCUAUGGUGGGGUAGAUAAAAACAAUCUUGAUUUGAUUCAUAGCCGAUCUUUGUCCCUGGAUUCUGAUAAUGGAAUUCGUAAAGAAAAAUUCUUAGAAGUUCCUCAGAUAGUAUGGGGACUAAACAAUCAAAAGAUAGCAUUUGCGAGAGCUUGUCUAACUGCUAGAAUGCUGAACCGGACUCUGCUAAUGCCUAGUUUAAGUGCUUCCCUGUUCUAUAAGGAAAUAGAUCGCCUCCAGCCUAUUUCCUUCGACAAGGUGUUUCAAUUUGAGAGGUUUAAUGCCCUCUGUAAUGGAUUUGUGCAGUUGGGCCGUUAUUCAGAUCUUCGGAAUCGGACUGGAGUGUAUGAGCUUCAGAAGGGAAGUGGGAGGAAGUGGACAAUUGAGAGGGAUUUGGAUCAAUUGAAAGAGUUUAGGGAGGAUUCAUUUAAUGGAUACGAGGUAAUAAGAAUAGUUGGGAAGAACCCCUUUUUGUGGCAUGAUCAUUGGCCAGUUAAGGACUAUGCCAGGGUCUUUGAAUGCUUGGUUUUGGUUGAUGAGAUAGCUAAAGAGGCCGAUAAAGUUGUGUCUAAGAUUAGAGAAGUAGGAAAAGAGUUGAGGAGCAAAUCUCAGUCUGCUCAGAGUGGUGUCGAUCCUGAUAGUUCUUUGUUGCAGCCAGUGCCUUAUGUGGCGGUUCACAUGAGAAUAGAGAUAGAUUGGAUGAUUCACUGUAAGAAGUUAGAGCAAAGAUUAAAUGUUAGUGAAAUUUGCAGUAGCAAGCAGGAGAUCAUGGAGAGAGUAGGGAACAUUGUUGGCUUAAAAAGUCCUAUUGUUGUUUAUCUUGCUGUGGCAGAUAGUCUUCUUGAAGAUUCUUCUAUACUCACCGGGUGGAAGGAAGGUUUGCUUCCUGUUGAGAAGAAGAAGCUCAGUGUUGAUGGAGUUUACAAGAAAUACCCAUAUCUCAUUCAGUCAGCAAUAGAUUAUGAAGUUUGCUCAAAGGCUGAUGUAUUUGUCGGGAAUAGUUUCUCAACAUUUUCAAGCCUCAUAGCUCUUGAGAGAACACAGAAGAUGAUUAGAAUGGGUGUCACAAGCUCGUGUGGCGUGGAUGUAAGAUGGCCUUCAUAUGCAUACAAUAUAUUGGGGGAAUCCAAUGGUCCUCAUAAAUGGAUGACAAAUAUGUCUGAUUCAAGCCUCAAAGCAAUUAGCUAUGGUUCGAAUAUCAUCUCCUGUUGAAGAUUAUGGAAUGCAUCCUGCUACAGACACUUCAAUUCAGAACCCUUAAUCGAGUUCGCGAGGAAAUUGGUUGCUAUAGUUUUGAAAGUUUUUUCUGUACAGAGAAACAAGGGUAUAGAAUGUCAGGAUAGCACUUUAGACCAGAUUAAGUAUACUUUUCAUUUUUUCUGUUAUUUAAAUUUUUUCUAUUAAUUCACUUAUGUUCAUAGAGAUUGAAUAUUUUCUCA
Messenger RNA from Populus nigra (black poplar), 2151 nucleotides. Its product is annotated as O-fucosyltransferase 23-like. Gene Ontology annotation, biological process: pollen-pistil interaction. Lineage: Eukaryota; Viridiplantae; Streptophyta; Magnoliopsida; Malpighiales; Salicaceae. The transcript is spliced from 2 exons. The coding region runs from base 584 to 1924 and encodes 446 amino acids. The record is from RefSeq and is a predicted model, not a curated record.